Myzus persicae (green peach aphid) is the source of this 1129-nucleotide messenger RNA. RefSeq names its product thioredoxin-like protein 1. The coding region runs from base 188 to 1045 and encodes 285 amino acids. NCBI's taxonomy places the organism in Eukaryota, Metazoa, Arthropoda, Insecta, Hemiptera, Aphididae. The record is from RefSeq and is a predicted model, not a curated record. The transcript has 2 exons.
GAUUUACGCUCAUCGUGCGGCUGAUGCGAUGGCCGAUGAUCCGAUUGGUGAUUACAAUGGGUACAAUGUUUGUGUACAUCUUUUGUGUGUCAUACUGUCAUGUCUGCGUUUCCCGGUAUAAUAACAUCCACGUUUCGUUAGUCGUUCCAAAUUGACAUUCAAUCGAAGAUCUUGUCAAACAGCCAAAAUGGUCGUCAAAGAAAUCGAGAACUAUGACCAGGUUCAUGAAGAAUUAAUAAAGAACGGCGAGAAGCUGAUCGUCGCGGACCUCACGGGUACUUUUGACGGUAUGUCCGCACGUCUAUCGUUUCAUUUCGACGAACUCUCUGACAAGUAUGAACACAUAGUGUUCCUUAAAGUCGACAUUGAACGGUACACAGGGAGAGGUCCCUUGCGAACCGUGUUUUCCUUGCCGGUUUUUCUGAUGUACCGCAAUAAAAUUAGAUUGGCUGAGAUCCAUACUGUCGAAAUAGAAGCUGUCGAAUCGAAACUUAUCGAAUUAUUCGAAACACCACUUGCCGUUGCUAUCGGAGACUGUGGAGUAAAUGGUCUGAUGGACCUUAACCCUUUCAUUGUGAGAACUCAGUGCGAGGCUCUUAAUGAUUCAGACGAUCAUCCACUGUCGGCUCUUAUCGAGAACCAAGGCUAUAUUGAAUCAGAUUGCGAUGAGCAGCUUAUUUUAUCAUUCUCUUUCAAACAAUCUGUCAAAGUGCAUUCCAUCAGAAUUACAGCUCCUAAAGAUAAUGGACCAAAAUCAUUGAAGUUGUUUAUAAACCAGCCAAACACCAUAGAUUUUGAUACUGCAACAUGUAAUUUAGCUACCCAGGAGCUGGAAUUGAAACCUGAUGAAUUAGAUGGUAAAAUCGUUAACUUGAAAUUUAUGAAAUUCCUGGGCGUCUAUAACCUGCAGAUAUUUGUUGUAAACAAUCAAACUGAUGAGAAAGUAACAAGAAUUGAUAGCUUGUAUAUUAUUGGGAUGCCUAUAUCUACAACUCAUAUGGGUGAUUCCAAGUGUGAUUGUGGUAAACCAGAAGAAGCUCAUUAAAAGUAAUGCAUAAUAUUAAACCAUACAUCCAAAUUAAAUUAAAAAUUAAAAUAGUUAAAUAUCAUUUACCUAAAAUUUUUUUUA